Messenger RNA from Protopterus annectens (West African lungfish), 1065 nucleotides. Its product is annotated as collagenase 3-like. The transcript is spliced from 8 exons. Gene Ontology annotation, molecular function: metalloendopeptidase activity; zinc ion binding. Gene Ontology annotation, biological process: extracellular matrix organization; proteolysis; collagen catabolic process. Lineage: Eukaryota; Metazoa; Chordata; Ceratodontiformes; Protopteridae. Gene Ontology annotation, cellular component: extracellular matrix. The record is from RefSeq and is a predicted model, not a curated record. The coding region runs from base 16 to 1065 and encodes 349 amino acids.
AUUAUUUACGAGGCAAUGCAGACUGUUUUGCUAACAUUACUAAGCCUGACUUUCUCAUUUUCUCAUUCUUCAGUUCUACGUACCAAGAAUGGAAAGGACAAGCUUUUUGCACAGGAAUUCCUCAAAAGAUUCUAUAACUUGAAUACAGCAAAAGUAACUUUUGAUAAAGAUGCAUUUAGUGGUGUAACUGAGGCCAUUAUAAAAAUGCAAGCAUUUUAUGGACUCACCAUUACUGGUGAACUGAACUCAGAAACCUUGGAAGCAAUGAAGAAGCCAAGAUGUGGAGUCCCUGAUGUUAGUCCAUAUAGUCAUUUUCCAUCAAAGUCUAAAUGGCCAAGAAACAACGUAACUUACAGGAUCAUUAAUUACACACCAGACCUGUCUGCUGCAGAUGUUGAUGAACAAAUACAAAAGGCCUUCAAAAUUUGGAGUGAUGUGACUCCUCUGAAGAUGACUAAGAUUAAUGACGACACAGCUGACAUAACCAUCUCUUUUGGCUCUAAAGAUCAUGGUGAUUUCUAUCCUUUUGAUGGACGUCAUGGAACUUUAGCUCAUGCUUUUUCUCCAGGUGAUGGUAUUGGAGGUGACACCCACUUUGAUGAAGAUGAGACUUGGACAAAAGAUUCAAAUGACUACAACCUGUUUAUUGUAGCUGCCCAUGAGUUUGGCCAUGCAUUGGGGCUUUCCCAUUCUGAUGAUACCUCUGCUUUGAUGUAUCCAACAUAUUCAUUCGUUAACACAGAAAAGUAUAAACUCCCUCAAGAUGAUGUUGAAGGCAUCCAGAGUCUCUAUGGUCCUGCAAUAAAUGGCAACCCAAGAGAUCCAAGACCGGAACAACCAAAUUCAAAAACAUUCUGUAAAUCAAAUGUAACUUUUGAUGCUGCUGCUAAUUUGCGUGGUGUGUUGCUGUUCUUCAAGGGCAGAUCCGUAUGGUUGAUACAUCCUGAGAAAAAGCAACCAGAGUCAACAACAUUGCAGUCAAUGUGGCCAACUCUUCCAUCCAGGCUCGAUGCUGCUUGUGACAUUGCGGAGACUGAUGAACUCUAUCUUUUUAAAGGAUAUUAA